AUGUUGAACUUACUAAGCUGUUUCCUCCCUACUACGACCCGAAAAAGAGCAAGAACAAGCUCCCUAGAAGAGCUCGACGCGAAAUCCGACUUUGGAACCUUCAUCCCAAUCGCUUAUCCUUCAAAGCAAAGGUUUUGCCGCUUUGCAAAGAAGAAUAUCCCUAUCAGAAGAGAUCGAAAAAAUAUCAAGAAACGCAACAUUUCUACAACUUCGAUCCCGCGAGCUCAGCAAAUCAGCCGCCAAAGACGAUCUGAAAUUUUCAAAUUGCGAGAUCGAAGAAUCAUCCCCAAGACCAACAAUCAAAUCAUCGUCCCUGUUACGAAGACAGAAAACCGUUACAAAACUUACAUCUAA
Molecule: messenger RNA, 354 nt
Organism: Oikopleura dioica
Lineage: Eukaryota; Metazoa; Chordata; Appendicularia; Copelata; Oikopleuridae
Source: the annotation of a GenBank genome assembly